CGGCCGGGUGGCGGCGCUGCGUUAGGCCCCGGCGGAGCGGACCUCGGCCUGCGGGCUGGAUUUUAUUGCUCGGCAGCCGGGGAGGUGACGGCUCCUGUGGGACAUGGCGGCGGCUCCACAACAGCAGCAGCAGCAGCAACCGCAGCAGCAGCCGGGCCUGACCGUGGACCAGGCGAAAGUGGUUCUAGCCGAAGUGAUCAAGGCCUUCAGCUCCCCAGAGAAUGCGUUGAGGAUGGAGGAGGCCCGAGACAAUGCCUGCAACGACAUGGGCAAGAUGCUGCAGUUUGUGUUGCCGGUGGCAACCCAGAUCCAGCAAGAGGUCAUUAAGUCAUAUGGAUUCAGCAAUGAUGGGGAAGGUGUGCUGAAGUUUGCUCGCAUCGUCAAGGCCUACGAGGGACAGGACCCCGAGAUCGCAGCCAUGUCGGGGAAGCUCAAGUCCAUGUUUCUGCCUCCAAUGACGGUUCCUCCGCACAGCUCCAGCAUCUCUGCAUCGUAACCUGCCGAGCCAGGGGCGCCAGGUCUCUCGCUGGAUCGCAGCAGCUUGCCCCAGCACCACUGGACUGCAGAUACUGUCACUGAUUCUUUCACACAAUCGUUUCUUCCUGAAGUUGCUUGGGACUCCACUUCCGGUGAUGAUCCUGCCCAUCGGGAGCCUCCCUGUGCUUUCACUUCCCAUCCGGAGCAGGCAGCAAACUUCCCCCAGGAGAGUAUUGCAGGGCAGCGAAGGAAGGCUGUCCUGGGUGCGGUGCCUGGGACAUGUAAGCUGGCACAUCCAAGGAGCAGGCAAGGCGGCGUGGGAGGGUAGGGUCCCCGUUGUGCUUAGCUGCCUAUUGCCAGAGUCAAGGUGCUGCCUGUUGUUAUUCACCUUUGCUCUUGGAAGGUGCCUGUUUGCAGUUGUACCCUGGUUCAGUUCUCUUGUGCCCUCCUGCGCCCGUGGGCUGUGGCACUUCGUUUGGUCCCUCGAGGUGUGUUAGUGCGUCGUGCUGUACUGGUUGCCCAUCAGGGGAGCUGCGGUCUGUGAAGGGAUGCUCAUUCCACAGGUCUACGGGACACGGGUUGCCUGUGGGUUUACCUGCUGUUGAACGGCAACCGACGCUCCCAGCAGUGGUGGGGGUGGGGGAGGGCUGCGCGGGGGUGGUGGGGGGGGGCGGUGAGUGUAAUUUUAAGGGAAUAGCUGGGUGGACUCCCGUGGGAUUGGGCGGAACACUGGUUGUACGCCCGAUCCAACCGUAAAGCCAGCGUUGUCUCCAGAUCCGGCAGAGUUGGGGGAAGUGUUGAGGCUGGGACACCAGACUGCCCCAGUUCUCCUGACACUUGAGCCAGAGGGAAGAAAGUGCAUGAAAAGGGACUUGACGCAGGCAUUUGGUAUCCCACCCCUCCCCCCAUGUACGCAGUCUCCACUCACUCUGGCCACGGCAGCCUUGACAAAUGCUCCCUGUGGGAUUGUUUGACUCGGAUCACCUCUGGUCACCAUCCUCCAGGGUGCAGCUUGUAGAAACUUCAAGCUGGCAUCUGCUGACAGACAGUUUCCUGGACACACAGUGGUGAGGAGACUUCCUACUGCUGAGCCCACUGCCUCAAAACCAGGGAGUUUAAUGUGCCCGCCACUGCUGGUUUAAAAUCUGAAUGCCUACCAGUUUUGGAAACAGCUGGUGAGGAGGGAAGAGGAGGCCAUUGUCCCCUUGCUGUGUGGACUGUCUUGUCAAGGGCAACCCCUUUCACACCACCAUGACUUCACCUAACAAUGUACUUUUGAUGUAUGUUCACUAAUGUGACAUAGGAAUCGUAAUCAACCUGCACCAAGCAACCUCCCAUAAACAAGAUCUCUUUGUAUUAUUGUUUGUAGGAUAAAUAUUGGAAUGCUUUACAGCUACGGUUUGUUGUAUUGUCCAAACGAUGACAUCUUGGACAGAGAGGUGCUGCCUCAGAGUGUCGGGCUGGGUCUCGGAGCCUUGUGGCUCACACUUGGUGUUGGAUGGACCCGGUGUUGACACCUGAUGUUGUACUUUCACUUAGAUACACCCCGCAGUCAGGGGUUAACGGUUCAGAGCCACACUGGAAUCAACACUACUAGAAAAUGUACCAGCAGGAAAACGUACGUCGCCUCACAGAAAACAAAAACCCGUCAGGGGAACAGAGUAGAGUUAAAUGAACGGGGAUAAAACUGCCGGUCUUGUGGUGUCCAUUGUCUUAUUUAUAGUUCAGAGGCACUUCUAACUCCACUUUGGGUUGCUGGUUGCAGAAGGAACGAGAGCAAGAGUAAUCCCAGACUUCCACCUUCUCCGGAUUCACAUUCUACCUGCCCUGAAUGUGUUCCUGGGAUUAAACCGGGCAAUGUCUCUUUCUUCACUGACAGGACACUGAGUGUUGCCCAUCAGCCCAACCUGUGCUGUGGGAAAUAAAGAGCCCCUUGGUGAAUUUAAAUUAGAUGUUUAAGUAGAAAUUACCCAAGGCAACAAAGGUUUGGCUGGCAGCUGACUAGGGGCUGCACCACCUCCUUCCUCACCACUCCUGCGUCCAGUCUCUGAAGCUCCCGACCUGACAACUCCUGGGGAGUACCCUCACCACAAGGCUGCAACAGAUCAAGAAGGUGACUUGUCGCAAUCCUCCAGACGGGCAGUAGACGUUGGCCUUGCCCAAAGCAAGGGUAACGAAAAGAAAAGUAGUGGUUUGUCCUACUUGAGAAGCAAAGGGGUGAGACCAGUGCACGGCGUGCGCAGCCUGAAGCAGAUUCCAAAAUAACUUCCAAAAGGGAACUGGAUGUGCUCUUGGAUGGAAAAGUUUGCAGGACUGUUGGGGUACUGUAAUCGGAUGCACAUCUCGGGUUGACUUUCUGUCCUGAAUCUGCCUGUGCUUUUUUGUUUUUUGCUCUUGGGAUUCAUUUUUGUUUUUAGCAUGAUUGUAUUUAUAAACUAUUGUCCUGUGCCUGAAGGUUUCAUAUUGUGUAUGCAAUAAAAUGUGAUAAUGUGA
Molecule: messenger RNA, 2970 nt
Organism: Pristis pectinata (smalltooth sawfish)
Lineage: Eukaryota; Metazoa; Chordata; Chondrichthyes; Rhinopristiformes; Pristidae
Gene: grcc10
Product: gene rich cluster, C10 gene
Exons: 3
Coding region: 104-496 (130 amino acids)
Biological process (GO): post-embryonic development
Source: RefSeq, a predicted model, not a curated record